AUGUUAGCUCGGAGAUUUGCAAGGUGUACAAGUCCAGUACAACAACGCGUUCAGGAUUCUGGUGGGGCUGCCGCGGUAGUGCAGUGCCUCAGGCAAUGUUUUGUAACGUUGAGCGUGGCCGUCAACAUAACGGCACACGGUUGCGUGAUAGGCUUCUCCGCGAUCCUCAUCCCGAGCCUGCGCCGCCCUGAAUCUCACAUCCACGCCACGCCCAGUCAAGAGUCAUGGAUAGGUGAGGAUUUACAACCCAUUCAACAACUCAUUUUUUAUUUUAUUUCAGCAUCUGUUAUUGGCUUCGCGUUAAUUAUGGGGAACUUUACUAUAACGCCACUCAUGGACACCUUGGGGAGGAAAAGGUCACACAUCCUCUCAGUCCUUCCUAUUUUGACCGGCUGGUUCCUGCUACUCAUGGUAAACAGUGUGGGAGGCUUGAUAGCAGUAAGAUUCCUCCAAGGCAUAUCAAUGGGUAUGCUAGGACCUUUGGGAUCUGUAAUCAUAGGAGAAACGACUGACCCUAAGAGUCGCGGAGCGUUUUUGACUAGUGUGUCCCUUUCGUUGACAAUUGGCGUGCUGUCUACACACGGGUUGGGAGCAUUAUUGAGUUGGCAACAAAACGCUUUAGCAUGUUCUUUCAUUAGUUUUACUGCUCUUCUACUAAUCAUAUACAACCCAGAGUCCCCGUCCUGGCUAGUAUCUAAAGGAAGAUUCAAGGAGGGUGAGGAAAUUUUCUACUGGUUAAGAGGAAGAGGACCAGACCAAGAAACUGAGUUUGAAAAAAUGGUAGCCGCGCAAAAAAUGCAGCGAAAAUCAAGUGUUAUUGGCCAAAAUUUACCUUUGCAUGUAAAAGUAAAACGGUUUUUUGCAUAUCUGAGAUCAACAUCGAGAAAACCAGAAUUCUAUAAGCCUAUAAUCAUUAUGUUUCUGUUAUACACCAUGUUCCAGUUUUCCGGAAUUAAUAUUCUAAGUUCCUAUACAAUAGAUAUCAUACACAAAGUUGUUGGACCUGAUGCUAAUGCGAAAUUCUUAAUGGUUAUGCUGGAUAUUGAAAGAUUAAUAUGUAAUUUAGGAGCAGUUUAUUUUAUGAAGACCUUAAAGAGAAGAACUCUUUUGUUUUCUAGUGGUGCUAUUUGUGUUUUUUCAUAUAUAGGAAAGUCUUGCUACGUCUUUGCGAAAGAACAUAACGCGUUACCAUUUGAAAGUCAAUGGCUACCCAUAGCGUUGAUCGCUUUGUACAUGUGCUCACUAACUAUUGGUAUAUCAUCUAUACCGUUUGCCGUAUCGGGAGAAAUAUUCCCAUUGGAAUAUCGAGGACUAGGUGGUGGUAUUAGCGUUUUAGCUUUAUCUUUCAACUUGUUCUUGGCGGUCAAAUGCUUCCCAGUGUUAACUAAUAAUAUAGGACUUCCUAUAACGUAUUUGGUAUACGCUGGUGUAGUGGUAUCUUGUCUAACUUGUUUAUACUUCAUUAUGCCGGAGACAAAAGACAGGACUCUGCAAGAAAUCGAGGAUAGUUUCCGCGGCAAUUUGCCAACAGAUCUCAAAAGUGCAGAACCUCUAAACGGACAUGAAAACAGUGAAUUACGUCGAUGCAGUUCGCAUAUAUUAUAUUGAUCAAAUAAAGACUUGCAGUGUGGUAUUGUCGAAUGUUAGAGGCUUUACUAUACAAUACAGAAUUCUCUCUAUCAUCGUCUGUUUAUUGAUUGUAAGUAAAAUUAAUCUCAACAUAACAGUAUGUUAUUUAAAUUAAAUUAAAAAUAAAAAUCUAUUGAAUUUA
Messenger RNA from Melitaea cinxia (Glanville fritillary), 1771 nucleotides. RefSeq names its product facilitated trehalose transporter Tret1-2 homolog. The transcript has 3 exons. Lineage: Eukaryota; Metazoa; Arthropoda; Insecta; Lepidoptera; Nymphalidae. Gene Ontology annotation, biological process: transmembrane transport. The coding region runs from base 1 to 1608 and encodes 535 amino acids. Gene Ontology annotation, molecular function: transmembrane transporter activity. The record is from RefSeq and is a predicted model, not a curated record. Gene Ontology annotation, cellular component: membrane.